Chara braunii is the source of this 5695-nucleotide messenger RNA. The record is from the annotation of a GenBank genome assembly. Lineage: Eukaryota; Viridiplantae; Streptophyta; Charophyceae; Charales; Characeae.
GUAGUGCGGGCUGGGACCCAGGAGGGUUUUCUGCAAGCUCUCUCGGUAGGAGCGUUUCGAGACCAAAUGCCGGACACGUCGGAUUUUGAGUGUCCGUGUGGCGAUGCAUGAGGUUACUUUUUGUGUCGGAUUUUGAGUGUGUAUGGCGAUGCACAACCUCUCGAAUUUAGGGUUUCGGAGAGUGGUGUGGCCAGGUCAAUUGUUGUUACUCGAUGGGGCCGCGGGAAGCAGAAGGGAUGCCCAGCUAAGCUACUGGCAAGAUGCUCGGUCUUUGCGUUAGUCCCAGCCCCCCUGCCCCCGGCGGGCCCACCCUACUCCCUGAACACCACUAAUUAGGGUGGGGGCCAACAGGCAUCCCCUUGAUUGUGAGAGGUAGCUAUUCUUGCAGGAGUCCUCUGUAUAAGCUUAGGAGUAGUGUUCGGUCGGAAGGGUUCAGUCACGCGCGCUUGAGAGACAACGGGGAGUGAUGAUGGCUAAUGGAGACCUGCGAAGCCGUGCUGGUUUGAUUUUGACAAACAAACAUUGACGUUGUAGGACGAGAGGAGAGCGGUUAAGGCCGGGAGGGGUUUGAUGGUGGUAAUCGUAGAAAGUAGUUAAAGGAGAAUGGUGAAGUGUAGAGAGAUUUGGUCAUCGCCGUGGGUAUGACUUCCGGGCGACCAGGUCGGCGUCUUGAGCAUGUAAGUCCGACGAAAAAGGAGCUAUACGAGGUAGGAGGACAUGCACUCUCGCCGUCAGCACCGUUAUCGGACAUAACAGCCGUCUCCUCUCGCCAUGGCUUCCCGUUAUGAGCCCGCAUCGUUGAUUUUUGGGCCGUCUUCAGUUUUUCAUGUGCUAUCGAUUUCGCCCCUAUCUCACCCCCCUGUUCCCUUUUGCCUCCGGACUGUUUCCGGGUAGUCAGGCUUCAAUUCAUCAUGGUUCGGCUUGGGCCCCUGCUCAGGCGUGUGAUAGCACACCAUCAGCGCUCAUCCUCAUGUCAGAUUGACGUCAUCGUCGCGCACCUUUGUUUUUCUCAAUUCUCUUGUGCAACCGGCUUUCUUCGCCUGAUCUCCUAAACGCAUUCGCAUUCCUUUCUUUCUAGACCGUUUGCCCGCCUACUUUUUAAUUUGUAAGCGCUCUGUCCUUUUUCGUCGGCGUUUCUGCACUCAUCAAGUCAUCACCUACCUUCUCUCACGUUCUGUUCAGUGGUUUCUGUGUUUUGGUGCACUGAUUUUUGCCCAUCCUCUGGCACUGAAUCGGCGAUGUGGAGACGAGUACAUCGGACGGCGCGGACAGCUGUCUGACAGGAUAGGCACAUGUAAGUAAAACUCGAAAUCGUCAGGGAAGAGGUCAUCGAGCUGGAUGGCUGCGGUAACGGUUAAAGGUGAGAAAGAGGCUACUCCCGAGAAAAACGGCGUGGUUAACCAACAGCAGGCGCAGGAGGGGCGCCAUCCCUCGGCUGCCGCGGCCGCUUUCGGUGCCAUUGCCGCUUCCGCUGGGGCUUCGGUAUCUUCUUCCAACGACCAAAUUGUCAAGGAAGAGCGUCAUGUGGGUGAUUGGCGCGGAGGAGGAGGAGGAGGAGAAGAAGGGGGAGAAGGCGAUGGCGCUGGAGGAGGACAAAUGGUAGGGGUAGGUGAGGUGAAGCAAACUAACGGCGAUCAAGGGAGUGAAGUCGUGAUACUUAGUAGCAAGGAACAGAAUGGGAUGCAACACCAGCAGGCGCAACAGCAAUAUCAGCAUGAAAUAGCCAGGAAGCACUGUGCAGGUGCAGCGCCGACGGAAACGGGGGUUCCACUCGACUCGAUGGAUAUGCGCUUCCUGAAGUUUUCCGAGCAAUUCGUGGAAAAUAAGGGUCUACUUACUCAUGGGCUGGAAUUGUUUCGAAGAACGAAAGAUAUGAUGAAGGCAAAUGGAGGUUUUCACUCAAGCAACCCGGACGAUACUGAGAGGUUGUGGCGGGCAUGUGUUCUUCUGGUUGUGAAGAAGGCAAAUUUUCAAGCAGGAAGGGAAAUAGAGAAAAAAUCCAACAGCGGCAAUACAACGGGGUUUACGCUUAUGCAGCUGCUGCAAAAAUCCAACGUAACUCUGGUGGACUUCCUGCGGGAGAUCACGCACUUUUUGUCUAAAGCGACGCCUGUGCUUAGGAGUCUAGGGUAUCCCGAAACUAGGGCAGACAUAGAGAGAAGCCUUCAGAUUAGGGAGAUAAAGGAGAGCUUUGUACAGAUGGCGGUUCUAUAUAAUCAUUAUCGGAAGGAGUUCUACGAACAAUUCCUGGUUGAUGAACGCAUGUGUAUCGAUUCCCGCGAUGGCGGUGGUGGAGGGUGGGGGGUGACAAGUGAGGGGAUAGUGUCCAGAGACGUGAACAUUCAUUUCGCGUUUGGUUGGAUCCUGUUCCUCUUCCUGAAGACGCACAUCCAUCUAUCCUACAUCGAUUUGGUCACAUCAACAAAUUUGCUUCUGUGCGUUUUGACGGUUUUGAUGAUACACAUCCCCUUGCCGCGAGCAUCUUUAGAGGACGUCAAGAAGUUCCCCGAACGGGGCGUUGAUGGCGUCGACGUGUUGGCAUCGCUGUGUGCCACUCAUUAUGCCUGCGUGGAAGAUGUUGUCAGACUGAUGCAACGAGUGAAUGCGAAGAUCAGCGAAGCGCUUCGAAGGCCCGCCACUCCGGCUCCCCUCUUCAAAACCUCUGGUCGCCUUGAUGGGUUGAAAACGGAUGGCUUGGUCUAUUUCGACGGGCUGAUGGACAGUGGUCUCGAAAGCAACCUCAAAGUGUUUGAACGUGCAUACGAGGUUUGGUACUACACAGUUGGGGACGUCGAUGAAAGAAUCGUACUGAGCAGCGACGGAAGCAGCCUCGGCAAUCCAGCUUGCUUGACACCCAACGUCGGAGCCAAGCGAGGUCAUACGACGCAGGGUACAGCAGCGGGGCAUGCGCUGCAUAUGGCGAACUCUCUGACUCCAGCUUCACCACUGUCGACCCUAGCUGCCUCACCAUACUCCUCUCCUGUAAAGCUCUGGCCACAAGGUUCGGUCUUGCCUCCGGCGACACCCGUCAGCACGGCAAUGAACACAGCAAGGUGGUUACGCCUCCACGUUGUGAACUGUCCGAUGGAGCCGUCCGGAGAGUUGCUGCAUUAUCUUCGCAGUCCUACCGAAGACUUCAUUUCCGCUGUUCACUAUCGUGCACAGAUUCUGUUGGAGAGAGUUUUCAUUGCUGCCUCUUCGGAGCCGCAGUGGAAGCAGUUUGGAAUAGCUCAUCUGCAGAACAAGGCUUUUGGCUUGGUGACAGCAGACGGAGCUUGGGCCGAACUGAGAGCACAAGAAGCGCUGAAGCUGUAUUACCGAAUACUUUUGUCGAUGUUAAAGGCGGAGUCGAAUAGGCUGAAAACCAGCAAUUUGUCGACUCUUGUGGGCAACGAGAUGUUUCAUCGCACGCUGCUGGGCUGCUGUUCGGAGGUGGUGUUGGCAAGCCACAAAACAGUGACUGUGACAUUUCCUGGUGUGCUCGAUCCAACGGGUAUCACUGCCUUUGACUUGAGCAGAAUGGUUGAGGCGUUUGUGAGGCACGAAGACGCGCUGCCGAAGGAGCUGAAGCGGCACUUCAACUCGAUCGAGGAGCGAAUCCUCGAGAACAUGGCCUGGGAAAAGGGUUCGUCGUUGUACAAUGUACUGGGGAUUGCAAAACCGUCGCAAUCGGAAGAAAUUCAACGAUUGCAGCUGCUCCCAGAUCCUCCACCGUCGCUCGAGACGCUCAGACUUCCGGCCUCGAAGGUUCCUUGUCCGGAUCCCUGUCCAGUGGCCAUGGAACAUGCGGGAUCGGGGACUUGUGGAAAUGUUUUAUCCCUCACAUCUAUGGCCUCACCUCAGAGAAGCAAUCGCAGCACGUCAGACGGGGUUUCAGCUGCUGCUGGUCCCUCUGCAACUGCCUCGUCUGCCAUUCCAGCGUGCUUAUCGCUGCCAGUUAUUCCUUCUGCUGGCGAAAGAUGUCCACUUCACCCUUCCUCAGCGGGAUCAGCAAUAGCAGUUGCAAAUGGAGUGAGCUGUGCUUCUCUCGGAGAGCCUUCAGGAGGAGAGGGAGUAGAAGGGGGUGGUGAUCAAGCUCGAGAUGGUGGCGGGGGGUGCGGGGGGGGGGUCGUGAAUGCUGUAACAUCGCCUGCCAAAGAUCAUACUUCAGCUUUCCAGACGUUUUGUCCUAUAGGGAAAUCAAGGGUGACUGCUGGAAACACAGCCCCACAAUCAAUGUCUGCGAGUUCACAGACACUUUUUACCGGUGGCAGCACUUCUGAGGCAGGUGCUGGGACGGUUCUCAACAUGUUCUUCCAAAAGAUAAUAAAGUUGGCAGGGGUUCGAAUCGCUCUUCUUUGCAACAUGCUGAGGCUCAACACCAAUGUUGUAGAGCAGGUGAAGAAGGUUGUGGAGCAUACUCUGAAUAACUUGACCAAGUUGUUUUACCAGCGGCACUUAGAUCAGAUAAUUUUGUCAAGUAUCUAUGGGGUAGCCAAGGUGGUGAAACUGAAUACCCCGUUCAAGGAGAUCAUAGCUCAGUACAGAAAGUUGCCUCACUGCAAGCCGCAUGUGUUCCGCAACGUCCUGAUAGAGCAUGCGACAACACGGAAGCUUGCUGAGUUUGGCGAUAUCAUAAAGUUCUACAACGAGGUUUACGUACCAGCUACGAAGUCCUUUCUUCUGACUCUACAUCCAGUUCAGCUUUCCCCUGUGACUCAGACCGCUGCGCCUUAUGUGGUUGGUGGAAGUGAGGUUGCUGGGCAGGGAAACAUCACUCCCAAGCGUCGGAUGAAGAGCAUGGACAACACAACAGAGGGACAAGGUUCAUCACCCAUGAUACUGAGUCAGCCCACUGGUACAGCAAGGACACCAGGCUCUCCCUUCACUCGGUGUGUAUCACCUCUGUCGCCCACCAAGAAAGUAUCUGGACAGCACAAUAUAUGGGUGUCUUCACUUUCUUCAGAGAAGGCAGAGACAUUGAUCCACUCACCCUCCACCCGCCGACUUUAUGCAUUAGUUGGCACAGGUACACAGGAGUACCAGAGCCCAUCACACGACCUGGUGGCAAUAAACAAUAGAAUAAACCCAGGAAGGAGACUUGGAAAGCUCAACUUUGACGACGGGAGGGGGGGCACAAAUUUUGUUCCCGAGAGCUUCAUGGCAGAGCGAGUACCAGAGGGGGCAACUGCAGCAGACAGUUCACCUCAAGCAUUUGCACCGCACCUGCAUCAACAUUGUCCUUCGCAGGAGAUGCACCAGCAAUGCUAUAACAUUGUUGGAGUUAACGGCCUGAGUGUGAAUCCCCGUGAGGAUGCGGGUCAGUCUAUGGACUGGACAAAGUUUUUUGGCCAACCUCCUCCAUCCUCUCCUCUCAAGAAAGCUAGACUGGACCAAUAGGGGCAUUAGAGAAGGGGAUGAUGACUAUCAUGGUGGAGACAAUAACAUUCUGGGGUGAGAACGGAUGAGAAAUGGCAGCAUGGGAGGGGGGAGGAGAGGGCGAAGAGGUGGGGAGGGGGGCAUCAUGGAGUCAUCUUGCAAGACCAUCCCUUGUGACCGUAUUUCAUUGUGUGAAUUGCAACUGGACAGUUCUGAUGAUUCUGUGAACAGUUGUAUAAACUGAGGUGCUGUGAACAGACAAUUUGGCCAAUAAAUAGAUUGAUUGGUGUAUGGAAGGAUGCUGAGACAGGCAAAAAUGCGAGCGGAAGGGAAAGUA